CGAGCUGGUACGAGCUUAGACGCAGCCUCGAAUGUGGAGGUGGCUCGGCUGAGAGUGCAAAGGGAACGGAAACUGGCCGUUUGCCAGUCACUGAAAAAGGAACUCGAAGCGAUGAACGCGUCCUCAGGUCUCUUCUCUGAGCAACAGCUUGCAGUGAUACGGCCAUUUGCUGCAAGAGUCAACAAGAAAAAG
This is a messenger RNA of Phytophthora sojae, 192 nucleotides long. RefSeq lists its product as hypothetical. The transcript has a single exon. Lineage: Eukaryota; Oomycota; Peronosporomycetes; Peronosporales; Peronosporaceae. The annotation marks the transcript as partial. The record is from RefSeq and is a predicted model, not a curated record.